This is a messenger RNA of Silurus meridionalis, 2712 nucleotides long. It is a transcript of the gene hcar1-2, whose product is annotated as hydroxycarboxylic acid receptor 1-2. NCBI's taxonomy places the organism in Eukaryota, Metazoa, Chordata, Actinopteri, Siluriformes, Siluridae. The record is from RefSeq and is a predicted model, not a curated record. Gene Ontology annotation, biological process: G protein-coupled receptor signaling pathway. Gene Ontology annotation, cellular component: membrane. The transcript has a single exon. The coding region runs from base 805 to 1761 and encodes 318 amino acids. Gene Ontology annotation, molecular function: G protein-coupled receptor activity.
CACAAACAAACAAUUAGGUCAUUAAUGUAAGUGAAAUAAAACAUCACUAGGGUACCUACUACACAAAUACACUUUUAUUUUUGAACUUGGUUAUUUGACAUCAUUGAUUCAAAAUUUUAUAUUUCGAUAGAUUAGACAUUUUUAAACUUGAAGUAUUUCAUUACCAUUUUUUUCUGCUGAUUGAGGACAGAUGGGGCUUGAAAAUUAACCCCCCUCUAAAGUAGGAAAAGGCAGAACAAAGUUUGCGAACCACUGUUGUACAUCUGCCCAAAAUAAAGCGUUUAUUUUCAUAUUUCAAAAGUCCCUUUAGGACAGGAUCUGGAUUGACCAAGACCUAAAAGGAAAAAUCCAUGAUGCAGUUGUGAACAAACAUUGGAUGUCAGUGGUAUUAAAGGGAUAAAAACUAAGAGAUAUUAUGAACAAUAUGCAAAAAAUAUAAAUACCAUGAAGACACUACAUUUAUCACAAAAGCAUUGUUUUGUUUUUGUUUGUUUCAAUGAUCACACGUCCCUUCAGAGAAAGUGUUGCGUGCCAUAGGGCACUGUAUCAUUGUUAAUAUCGUUUUUAAUUAUUGUAAGAGCACAAGCUGCUGAGCAUUGGGACGUUUUUAUUUGCCUUGUUACAGUAGUCCCAUUUGAGAUCAUUUGCAUGCAACAGCUGAGAUCGUUUCCUUUUAACUAGUUUUCAGGAAGAUGAUUUGCAUGGAAACAUAAAGACACCCUGAGGUGUGCUACCUCGUGGGACGCAGAAUAAAAUAGCCCUGGGAGGUAAAGUUCUUUUUACAUUCUGAAGCUCAUAUUUGUCAUGUCGAACUCCUCAGUUUGUUGCGCUUUCGAGUCCCCCAUUCUGGACCAAGUCCUCCCCCCUAUCCUCUUCAUAGAGUUCAUUUUAGGCCUCUCUGGGAACAUUUUAGCCUUGUGCAUGUUCGCCUUCCACAUGGAGAGCUGGAAACCCAACUCUAUCUACCUGGCACACCUGGCUGUAGCUGACUCGGUGGUGCUCUUCUGCUUGCCUUUCAGAGCUGAUUACUACCGCAGACGCAAGGACUGGGUUCAUGGCGACGUCUUCUGCCGCAUUCUGCUCUUCCUCCUUGCAGCCAGCAGGGCAGCAGGUAUAUUCUUUCUCACGGCAGUGGCCGUGGACCGGUACCUGAAGAUUGUACACCCGCUCAACCGUAUCAAUCGGAUGAACUUGAGCUAUGCUAUGUGGGUCUCUGCAGGGAUGUGGGCCAUGAUAAUAGCCAUGACUGCAUACCUGCUUGGCUCACGCCACUUCUACAGUUUUGAUAACCGCACCCAAUGCGAGAGCUUCAACAUAUGCAUGGGGAGCAACCCGCUCUCAAACUGGCACAACGCAUUUUACGUGAUCCAGUUUUCCGUACCCACGAUCAUUAUCACCUUCUGCACGGCCUGCAUUACGUGGCAGCUGAAAAACAAGACAAUGGACACCUCGGGCAAAAUCAAGAGGGCUGUUCAGUUCAUUUUCGUCGUCGCUAUAGUCUUCAUCGUCUGCUUCUUUCCAAGUACUGCCUCACGAGUCGCUGUUUGGAUACUGAAGGUCUGGUACAGCGAGUGCUCCUACUUCAGUGAGGCGAAUCUGGCGUUUUACACUUCGGUCUGCUUCACCUAUUUCAACAGUGUCCUUAAUCCUCUGGUGUACUAUUUCUCCACUCCAGCAUUCAGUGGGACCUUAGAGAAAUUAAUUUUGAAACUCAGAGGGAGGAAAACAGAGAAGAUUGUGGCUACGGUAACAAGUGAUUAAAGUAAACUGAGAGAUGAUGUAUUACAUAAAAAUGUCUUGUUUUUUUAAUACAUCACUUAGUACAUAAUGUAUAUACUAUUCCAGCUUUUUUUUACAUUUUAGUUACCAAAAGCUGAUAGAGAUUGUGUACUGUUUUUGCAAUUUUGGUAGGAAUGUUUAUGGAAAAGGGGACUUUAUGCAUAUACUGUAAGCUUCAACAUGUUGUAGACCAGAAAUUAAUGUAUCUAAUGUAAUAAAUUUCCUUAUUUCUUUAGUCUUUACUGUUAAUGUCUUCUAUAAAGAAAUGAUGCAGUUUUUAGUCUUUAAUGGGCAAAAUAUGACAUACAAAGAAUAAUUAAAGUAAGUUAAGCCUUGCUAUUGAAAGCCUUGUUAUAAAAUAAAGUGAAUAAUAUAUACCACAGGGGAUUUUAAAAUCCCACCUUCUUUCAUACUUCUGGCUCCUCCUUGUGUGCAGUGGGAUGAUCUGUAGUCAUCUACACUCAGAUGCCAGUUUAUUUAAAAUUUAUAUGAAUAUAAGAAAUUUAAGUAAUUGAAAUUUAAGAAAUUUAAGAAAUUUCCCCACUGUGGGACGAAUAAAGGUUUAUCUUAUCUUAUAUGCUUACUUGCUUGUACACCUUCUCUUGCAAAGUGGAUCAUUUGGAGAGUUUAUUUUAGUGAUGUUUUCUAUCAGGCUCAAGAGCCUUUGCUGGGGUUUUUAACACACGUGUGUUUUCAGCAAUGUAAAAAUUUUUUUUAAUAAUAAUAAUAUAAUAAAGUGCUUUCAUUCCAAUUCGAUUACAAAAAAACAGCCGGUCUUGGGCAGAGGUGGCAAAAGUACACACAUCCUUCACUUGAGUAGAAUUACAGAUGUUUUAAAAGACUCUGUUAAAAGUUGAAGUAUUCACUACACUUUUUUCCACUCAAGUUAAAGUAAAAAAGGUUUGGGCUCUGACAUGUACUUAAGUAAAAAGU